UGCCACGUCAGCAGUGCCACAUCAGCAACAGUGCCACGUUAGCAGUGCCACAUCAGCAGUGCCAUGUCAGCAGUGCCAUGUCAGCAGUGCCAUGUCAGCAGUGCCACAUCAGCAGUGCCACACCAGCAGUGCCAUGUCAGCAACAGUGCCACGUCAGCAGUGCCAUGUCAGCAGUGCCACGUCAGCAGUGCCCGGCCACCAUGACGGUCUCAGUUCUGGGCAUGCCAGGCCAACUGGCCAAUGAGUCCAUUGCCGAGUACCAACAGCGGUUCCAAGCUCAUCUCGCACUGAUCGAGGAUGAGGAACAGCGUCAGGCGGUAGUCGAGGCUGCCCGCCUACAAGCUGAAGCGGCAGCAGCAGCUGAAAAGCAGCGACUUCAGGCCGAAGCAGACGUAGAUACCCAGGCACGCCGCAAGGAGGCCCAGGAUCUGCUACAGCGGCACGAAGCCGCCAGCAUCAAAAAGCUCAAGUUCUGGCAUUUUGAACCAUCCGAGCACCACAAAGACGUGACACUGGAAGAGCAGCACAAGGAGUUUCUUGCCAAACUCGUGACCCGGUUGGUUUACACUUGUAACCACCUGCAGUCCGAGCUGGCGAAUCUCCGACGGGCAGUGCGGAACGACAAGGAUCUGCACGAGGAUGCUACACGGCCACUUGAUUCCCGUGCACAGGACUUGGAGCAAGUUGCACCAAGACCGGAUGCUGGCGAGUCCAGCAGUGCACCCUCCACCCGCCAAUUGGAGGAACGAGUUGACCACGUAGUCGCCAUGCUCGGCGACAUCAUCACCUUCGCUGCACCAGCCACCAUCAGCAAGCAGCUGGACACCUUGAAGACCGAGGUUCAGCAACUGCACCAGCUGCCCAACAAGGAUGGCAACACCAGUGAGCAGCACUACAAGAUGUCGACAUUCUGCAUCGAAAAGUUCGAUGAUUAUACGCAUCAAGACCCGGUCGUCGAUCUACAUGAGAAGAUCUCUUGGGAAGAGUUGACGAGGCUAUGGAAGAAGCGGUUCAUCGUGGACAAUGCCCCGACGCUCACCAUCAACCGCCUCUUCGCCAUGACCCAAGGCAACACAUCGACGCACGACUGGCUCACGAAAUGGCAAAAGAUCGCUGCAACGCCCGAUCUCGAGUCGCCAUUUUCGCAUCUGCGCCGGGAGUUCUACAACCAGUCAUGUGCGGCCUUGAGCCUCGCAUUUGGUGACCGCGAGCAAUACACGACCUUUGCCGAAAUCAUCGACGAGGCAAGGGAGAUCGUCAAGACCAACAGGGCGGCUGCACACGAGAAGUCAGCGUGGCAACCAACCUAUGUGGAGAAAGGAAAAUUUGUCGGAGUUUGGACGAGCAUGUGGAGCACCUGCGCACCGUUUUGGAGUGGCUACUACAAGCCAAGUACAAAGCCAACCGCUACAAAUGCGAAUUCGCGCGGCAAGAGCUUGAGUACUUGGGGCAUUAUGACGCCGCAAGGCAUCUGUCCGCUUGCGGACAAGAUCGAGACCAUCCGCGUAUGGCCCGAGCCCACCAACACCACGGAUGUUCGCUCAUUCAUGGGGUUGGCGGGCUACUAUCAACGCUUCAUCACCGGGUACUCAAGAAUUGCCGCACCUAUGACGAGAUUACAAUCGCCAAAGGUGCCAUUCGUAUUUGAUGACAGCGCACGCCGGUCAUUCCGAGUACUCAAGACGACCAUGCUCAUGGCACCCGUCCUUAGCAUCUAUGACCCCACCCUGCCAACAAGAGUGACAACUGACACUUCCGGCUAUGGCAUUGGGGCAGCCUUGGAACAACGCGACGGCGACGACUGGCACCCCGUAGAGUAUUUCAGCCACAAAGUGUCUCCCAUCAAUUCACUUGAUGAUGCAAGGAAGAAGGAGCUGCUCGCGUUCGUAAUGGAUCUCAAGCGAUGGCGACACUUCCUCCUUGGGCAUCGUAGGUUCACAUGGGUCACGGACAACAACCCGUUGACCUACUACAAGACGCAGGAUACGGUGAGCAGCACGAUCGGACGAUGAAUGUACUUCAUCGACCAAUUUGACUUCACACCGAAACAUCUCGCCGGCCUCUCCAAUCGUGCAGCAGAUGCACUCUCGUGAAGACCCGAUC
Chara braunii is the source of this 2103-nucleotide messenger RNA. NCBI's taxonomy places the organism in Eukaryota, Viridiplantae, Streptophyta, Charophyceae, Charales, Characeae. The record is from the annotation of a GenBank genome assembly.